This is a messenger RNA of Penicillium atrosanguineum, 243 nucleotides long. RefSeq names its product ankyrin. NCBI's taxonomy places the organism in Eukaryota, Fungi, Ascomycota, Eurotiomycetes, Eurotiales, Aspergillaceae. Bases 1 to 243 code for a protein of 80 amino acids. The record is from RefSeq and is a predicted model, not a curated record. The transcript has 2 exons.
AUGGCAUGGACUAACUGCGGCAAGAGGUCACGCUCUGCUGUGCUGCUGCCCAGUGACCAAUACUAUGACAUUCCCACCGGUCGCUCUCUGGAUCAGACCCUUGUGUGGAGUAAAACAUCUUCCCAGAUGACAAUAUGCACCGCUGCGCUGAUAUCAGCCUUCGUUUCCCACGUCAACCACGUGGUAAUAAGACUCGAAAAUAAGGUGCGCAACCCACGACCAGGAACCACAUGGAAGAUUUAG